Molecule: messenger RNA, 1628 nt
Organism: Abrus precatorius (Indian licorice)
Lineage: Eukaryota; Viridiplantae; Streptophyta; Magnoliopsida; Fabales; Fabaceae
Product: 3-dehydrosphinganine reductase TSC10A
Exons: 4
Coding region: 150-1133 (327 amino acids)
Biological process (GO): sphingolipid biosynthetic process
Cellular component (GO): endoplasmic reticulum membrane
Molecular function (GO): 3-dehydrosphinganine reductase activity
Source: RefSeq, a predicted model, not a curated record
AUUGAACGAAUUACAUGGUGGCAUAGUGCAGCUAAGUUAAAGAAAUGGGAUCCAUUUUCGAAACACAUUCAUCUUCGUUCACUGAGCAAUAGCAAAGGAGUUAUUGACUUUUUGUUCACUCUUGGUAACGUUUCCAACGUGCCUCAUCAAUGGCGGACGCGUACUUCGUCUUCUUCCUUCUCCUUCCCGUUGCUCUUCUCGCCCUUCUCUACUUCCUCGUUCGCCCGCGCCCCGUCAAGAUCCCAAUCAAAAACCGCCACGUGUUCAUCACCGGCGGAUCCAGCGGCAUCGGCCUCGCCCUGGCGCACCGCGCGGCCGCCGAGGGCGCGCGAGUCUCCAUCCUGGCGCGGUCGCCGAAUAAGCUGGAGGAGGCGAGGAACGCGAUCCGCCUGGCGACGGGGAUCGACGUGGCGGUGUUCGCGGCGGACGUUAGGGACUACGACGUGGUGAAAAUGGCGGUGGACGCGGCGGGUCCGAUUGACGUGUUGCUGCUGAAUCACGGCGUGUUCGUGGCGCUGGAGCUUGAGAAGAUGGAAUUGAGUGAGGUGAAGUUCACGAUGGACGUGAAUUUGAUGGGAACAUUGAACCUAAUCAAAGCUGCGUUACCCGCUAUGAAGAAUCGGAAGGACCCUCUUCCUGCUUCCAUUGCUCUUGUUUCCUCACAGGCCGGUCAGGUGGGGAUUUAUGGUUAUGUAGCUUAUUCGGCAAGUAAAUUUGGCCUCCGUGGUUUAGCUGAAGCGUUGCAACAUGAGGUUAUAGCUGAUAAUAUUCAUGUUUCUUUGAUUUUUCCUCCAGACACGGAUACUCCUGGACUGGCAGAAGAAAACAAGAGGAAACCAGAGCUCACCAAAAUCAUUGCAGCCUCCUCUGGUUUUAUGAAAGCUGAAGAAGUUGCUAGGAAGGCUUUGGACGGCAUAAAAUGUGGAAAUUUUAUCAUUUCUUGCAAUUUGGAGGGAAUUGCACUUUCCCUAGCAACUGCAGGUUUAUCCCCACAAAGGUCUUUCUUGAUGGCAUUUGUUGAGGUUGUUGCUGCUGGAAUCCUGCGGAUUGUAGCGCUAUGUAUACAGUGGAGUUGGUAUGGAAGUAUUGAGAAAUGGCACAGCCAAAGGAAAGGUUCAUCCCGAAGGAGCUGAAAAACUGAGCUCUAUGCCCCGUUUUAGGAGAGUUAUAUGCAGAUAUUGGAUAUGGCUUUUUUCCACUUUGUUCUAGAACGAGAUUAAUAUAUGGAAAUUCAACAAAUGAGAACUUGAUAAACAUCAAGUUGUUCAAGUUUAUGGUUUCUGACUUUCAUUCCCUGGUACAUGAUAGAGGGAGUGAAAACUGAAAACUUAGUACAUCUCGCUUUUAACUCAGUGUUAUGCAACUGAAAUGAUUAGCAAUUUAGUAUCUUAAAUUUUGAACCACCCAUUUCCACCGUCCAACUUUUAACUGUAUCAAGUUGACCAUAAUUGUUUUUUCUCAUAGAAAAAAGGGUAUGCUUCCUAGUUCUUUAAAGUUUAUGCUGUUUUGCUUUCGUUGUCGUAGCUAUCUGUUUUAAUCGUGUGCCUUGUGAAGCAUGAGUGAAGAUUUCACUUGUGCAUUUAUCAUUUUUUAUUCCUCUGCAUGUUUUUGAAGGCGCAACAUUGAAA